GAAAUGGGUACUAUGAUCAAAGAAUUCUCUGUAUUAAUUUUGCCCACUCUUCCUAUUUUACUACAUUUACGACUCAUUAUUGUUAUUGUCACGCCACUAUCCCCACCAGGCAUACUGUGCACUGCAAAUAGUCUAUACAUUAUUAUACCACCUUCCACCCAACAAUGGAGGCAAAACUGGGCUUCGAUGGUCUAGGGCACGUGGAGAUUAUCUACGAGGAAGAAGAAGAUGAAGAAGACAAAACUAAAGGCGGCAGUGACCUAUCCUCUUCCACAGCCAUUUCUGCUCAUGACUCGCCCUCCUCUCAGCUUCCACACCUUUCUUGUAUCAAAUCCUGGUGCCGAACAACCGGAGAUGAAACGGACGUGGUGAUAUACGUGGAGGAUUCAUGUUUCCACUUGCACAAGGCGGCGUUGACAAGUAAAAGCGGGUACCUAAAACGACACCUCAACAAGUCGUCUGAGCUAACUCUCUCCCCGCCGUUAAAAAUAACGGCCCACACAUUUACCAUGUUGGUCGAAUUUCUUUACGGUGUUGACUUAACCUUAACGCCGUUCAACGUCGUCUCCCUUCGAACGGCCGCCGAGCUGCUGGAAAUAACCGGCGGCGAAGAGGGGUUGGUCCAAAAAACAGAAAUAUAUUUCUGCCGUGCGGUCACCGUGAAACCGGAAUGCACGCUGAUCGUGCUGCGUUCUGCCCUGUCGUUACUGCCGGAGUCAGAAACGACGGCGCGUCUUGCCAGCAGAAGUAUUGAAGCGUUAUGCGUGAUGGAUAACGGUGUUACGAGCUGCAUGGACGACGUUAAAGAGUUGGCUCCCAAGGAUUUUACGGUAGUUCUGGAAUCCAUGAACCGGCGUUUUUGCAGCAGUCAUGACCUACUUUACAAGCUUGUUGAUCUCUAUCUUAAGGAACACAAUGGGAAGAUGGCAGAUGAAGAGCAGCUGCGCAUCUGCAACAACAUAGACUGCUCCCUCCUCUCCCCCAAGCUGCUCAUGCAUGCAGUCCAAAACCCCAAAAUGCCCUUACGCUUUGCCGUCCAAGCCAUGUUCGUGCAGCAGCUCAACACACGCAGCUCCAUCGUCUCCGCCGCCGCCGCCCGCCCCCUCCACAAAACAACCAACAAUAACGACAACAAUAACAACUCGGUUAUGACCCUAGGAGCGAUCCUCGAGCGCGACGCGGUUUUCCGCCAAGCGGCUGACCUGAAGGAAGCCAUGGACGCCACCAGCUCCCGCAUCCAAAGCCUGGAGAAGGAGCUGAGCGAAAUGAGGGAGCUUUUAAAACGGCAGCCCAUCAGAAAGGGAGAAAGGGGAUCUGUUUCUUCUGGAAGUUUCCGGCUGUACUCUGAGAGGAAAAAUGGUAAGGGAGAAAAAGGUGGCGGGGUUUAUUCUUCAUCAUCCAGUUUCCGGGUUGUUUCAGGCUCGUCUUCCUCGGAAUGGUCGUCGCAGGACGGAAGUCCGAUGGUCGGAAAAGGGUAUCUACCUCGGAGGUUUAUCAAAGGGCUGAUAAGCACGUUUAAGGUAUCAAAGAACCAGCCGGCGGGAACCCUUGGAAAACUGGGAAUGCCAAAGAAGUCGGUGAUGACAACGGGAACAACUAGCUAGCUAGGGAAUUAGAGUAUCCAUCCUAUGAUCUACGAUAGUACUGUAUUUCGUAUAUUCUCAUAUCUUAGCCUGAUCAAUGCUCUGUUUAGACAUAAAAAAAUUAGGGAUUUAUGUUCUCAAUUCACUUCCAUUCAUGCAUCUGUUUUGCUCCCAUCCAAAUUAUUAAAUGUAAGUUAUGUAACUCAAUCGAAGUAGUUUAUUUAUCAAGGAAAAGUUAAUGAUAUACCGGUAUAAUCAACAUCAA
Molecule: messenger RNA, 1848 nt
Organism: Cuscuta epithymum
Lineage: Eukaryota; Viridiplantae; Streptophyta; Magnoliopsida; Solanales; Convolvulaceae
Source: the annotation of a GenBank genome assembly